Malassezia restricta is the source of this 1122-nucleotide messenger RNA. Its product is annotated as protein-lysine N-methyltransferase EEF2KMT. The transcript is spliced from 2 exons. Lineage: Eukaryota; Fungi; Basidiomycota; Malasseziomycetes; Malasseziales; Malasseziaceae. The record is from RefSeq and is a predicted model, not a curated record. The coding region runs from base 1 to 1122 and encodes 373 amino acids.
AUGGACGCUGAGGCGUCGAGGAAGGCACAGGGUCAGUUGUACAUACAAUAUCAGGCAAGGCUUUCACCGAGAUCAUCUCUGUUUCAAUGGCCAGAAAAUCUAGACCUACUGGCUGCUCAAGUUGGCUUGGACACUGUGUUGUUUAAUGGUAAAGAAACGCACCCAUCUAACGAUGAAUACGAUCGUGUGUUUCUCAAACAACUGGUUAAGCGCAUUGAGCAGGCUAUAGAAGCGUGCACAGAUGAUCAGGCAGCUUCUCUUGAUACAGAAAAGCAGGAUCUUACAGUCGAUGACGCUAUUUUAGAACGCUACAUGCGGCUAGUAUCUAUGCCCGAAACGCCUUCCAUUAUGGGUACUCGAGUGCCCUCCCCUCUCUAUGUCCAUCAUUACUUUCCCAUCACCACCGCAAAGCAUCAUCAUGAUAUCUUAGGUCCAUGUGAAUCAGUGACUUUUCGACAAGAAGGCACAGCUAUUUCUCAAGGCACGACUGGGCUCACAACAUGGGAGGCAAGUCUGCGGCUUGCUGCUCAUGUGGUGGCCUCACCUCAUGUUUGGCAAAAGAGUGACGCUUGUAUUCUCGAACUUGGGAGCGGCGCAGGUUUUCUUGGACUAGUUUGUGCGCGUCUCUUUGAUACACUUCCGCACACAGAUGCAAAACUCUAUCUAACGGAUCUGGAGGGUCAAGUACUUGACCGACUGCGUGAAACAGCUCAACUCAAUAAUGCCACAAGAGCACAUAUUGAAGCACUCGACUGGAACGACAUCAGUACCGGUGAUCGAGACGCAUUGGAGCGCUUGCGAAACAUGCGGCCCACAUGUGUUUUGGCCGCCGAUGUGGUGUAUGACCCCACUUUGAUAUCGCCUUUUGUCGAUACCCUAUGGGUCGCUCUGCAGAAAAGAGCGCACAGUGGGCCACAACCCUUCGCUCUCGUGGCGAGCACGGUUCGUAACCCCGAUACGUACGGCCAGUUUCUACGAACCCUUGAAAGCCGUCAAUUGCGAUGGAAGAUGAUGGAUCUGAAACAGACUACAUGGCCGAAUUUGGAUCUCGUUCUUUUCCCCUCUGUACACAAUCAAAAAUUGGAAGGCGUCGUUUCCAUAUUACACAUUGAAGUCUCAUAG